Scomber japonicus (chub mackerel) is the source of this 1923-nucleotide messenger RNA. Its product is annotated as E3 SUMO-protein ligase ZBED1. Bases 1 to 1923 code for a protein of 640 amino acids. NCBI's taxonomy places the organism in Eukaryota, Metazoa, Chordata, Actinopteri, Scombriformes, Scombridae. The transcript is spliced from 2 exons. Gene Ontology annotation, molecular function: DNA binding; protein dimerization activity. The record is from RefSeq and is a predicted model, not a curated record.
AUGGCUGAGGGAGGCGAGCCCACCGAACUUUUUCCCCCGUUGAAAAAGACCAAGUCAGCGGUAUGGGAAUACUUUGGGUAUCAUAAAAAGAGAGACGGCCACGGCUUGGAGGAAGAAGGUCGUCCAACCUGUAAAACAUGCUUGCGGACGGUGGCAGCCCGAGGAGGCAACACAUCAAACAUGAUCGCGCAUCUACGAGAGCACCACCCAUCAUUAUAUGCUAAAUUCAAGGAUAGCAGUAGCUCUGGCAGCAACAGGGCAUCCACGUCAAAAGCUGAAGGUCAGCCCACAAUUCAGCAAUCAUUCCAGAAGCAAAUCAGCUAUGCAGCCACAUCAAAGCAUGCUAAAGACCUUAACAAUGCUGUGGCAUACUUCAUUGCCAAAGACAUGAUGCCCUUUCAAGCUGUGGAGAAACCUGGGUUUCUGAAACUGAUGAAAACAGCAGUGCCACUUUACAAAGUGCCGUCAAGAACAUUCUUCUCAAAGAAUGAAAUCCCAAAGAUGUACGCCGAGGUCAAGGCUCAUGUGCAGAAACAAGUUGCAAAAGGGGUGUGGUUUUCUGCAACAACUGAUUUGUGGACUAGCAGUGGUGGUAGUGGAGAACCAUACAUUAGCUUCACAGUUCAUUUCCUCUCUCCAGAGUGGGAACUUAAGUCCUUCUGUCUAGAAACGAUGCUAUUUCCAGAGGACCACACAGCUGAUCACAUCUUAGAGUGUUUUGGAAACAUGUUGCAGGAGUGGAACAUCACAGAUGGCAGAUUGUCUUCCAUCACAACAGACAAUGCUGCUAACAUGAAAAAAGCAUUUCAUGACCAACCCUAUGUUUGGCUUGGAUGUUUUGGCCAUAACCUCAACCUAGCUAUAGCCAAAAUACUUAAAAUUCAGAAGGUUGACACAGCUGUACGAGCAUGCAGGCAUCUUGUACAAGGUUUCUCUCGCAGCUGGAAGAGAAAAAGAGAACUGAAGAAGCAGCAGGCAACCCUGGACAUUCCUGAAAAGUCACUAAUUCACGAUGUAGUGACAAGAUGGGGGUCCACCUUCAAAAUGAUUGAGAGAUUUCUGGAACAGCAACAAGCAUGUUGUGCAGUUCUUGCAGCAGACAGGAGCUUAUGGCAUUUAAUGCCAAAAGACAGUGAUGUGCUAACUUUGGAAAGGGUCUGCGAACUCCUGGGGCCUCUCAAUGACUUCACUGAUUUACUUGGCUCUGAAACAAAGACCACCCUCUCAUCUUUGAAGCCGGUUAUGGAACACAUCACUGACGUACUGCAUGAGAAUGAGGGAGAUGAUGCCCUAACAAAACAAAUGAAAAAGAUUAUGAUGGAUGAUCUGCAACAACGCUACUCCUGUGAGAGAGUCAAGAAGGUGAUCGACAUCGCUUGCUUCACUGAUCCCCGUUUCAAGGACAACUUUAGUACAAACAAGGAUGAUGUCAUCAGGUCUGUUGAAGAGGAGGCUGUGAAACUGGCAGGUCACACAACCUCAUUGCCACCUCAAGAAUCACCUGCAGCCACUGCUGAUGAAGAACAGGGAACCAGCACUUCCACCACCACUGCCCCCUCUGCUGCCACAAAGAAGAAAGACAAAUCUCUGUCUUGUUUGCUGAAAAAAAUUACAUCAGCAAAACAUCAAAGAGUCGAAGACAAAGAUGCCUCCCCAAAAGAAAGAGUGACAAUGGAGAUUAAACAGUAUUUGUCUUACGCUCCCAUAUCCUCUGAUGCUGACCCACUGGCAUGGUGGAAGACACAUGUGGAAGAGUUACCUCUCCUUAGCAGUGUAGCGAGAAAAUGUCUCUGCAUCCCAGCCACCAGUGUGCCCUCAGAGAGGGUGUUCAGUUCUAGUGGGCACAUCCUCUCACCUCACCGCUCCAAGCUAAAUCCAGAGAAAGUGAACAUGCUCACAUUCCUGCAUCAUAACUUGGACUGA